GGUACUACGCCCCUCCCUCUUGCUGGAAACUUCCUCCGUCGAGGUGCAUUGUGGGAGCUUCCGACCGGCUUGAGCGUAGCGACAGAGCCGACAAGAUGAUGCCCACACCAGUGAUCCUGCUGAAAGAGGGGACGGACACCUCCCAGGGCGUCCCCCAGCUCGUCAGCAACAUCAACGCCUGCCAGGUCAUCUCCGAGGCCGUGCGCACCACCCUGGGGCCACGCGGCAUGGACAAGCUCAUGGUGGACAGCAGAGGGAAAGCUACCAUCUCCAAUGACGGCGCCACCAUUCUGAAGCUCCUGGAUGUGGUUCACCCAGCCGCCAAGACCCUGGUGGACAUCGCCAAGUCCCAGGAUGCCGAGGUGGGCGACGGCACGACCUCUGUGACCCUGCUGGCAGCGGAGUUCCUGAAGCAGGUGAAGUCCUACGUGGAGGAGGGGCUGCACCCCCAGAUCAUCAUCCGUGCCUUCCGCACCGCCACCCAGCUGGCUGUGAAAAAGACCGAAGAAAUCGCCGUCACUGUGAAGAAAGAUGAUAAGCAGGAGCAGAGGAGCUUGCUGGAGAAGUGCGCCUCCACCGCGCUGAACUCCAAGCUGAUCGCCAUCCAGAAGGAGUUCUUCUCCAAGAUGGUGGUGGACGCCGUGAUGCUGCUGGACGACCUUCUGCCCCUGAAAAUGAUCGGUGUGAAGAAGGUGCAGGGGGGUGCUCUCGAGGAAUCCCAGCUGGUGUCGGGGGUGGCCUUCAAGAAGACCUUCUCCUAUGCGGGGUUCGAGAUGCAGCCCAAGAAGUACGAGAACCCCCGGAUUGCCCUGCUCAACAUCGAGCUGGAGCUGAAGGCCGAGAAGGACAACGCCGAGGUCCGGGUGAACUCCGUGGAGGACUACCAGGCCAUCGUGGAUGCGGAGUGGAGCAUCCUCUACGACAAGCUGGAGAAGAUCUACAAGUCCGGGGCCAAGGUGGUGCUGUCCAAGCUGCCCAUCGGCGACGUGGCCACGCAGUACUUUGCCGAUCGGGACCUGUUCUGCGCCGGGAGAGUGCUAGAGGAGGACCUCAAGAGGACCAUGAUGGCCUGCGGGGGCUCCAUUCAGACCAGCGUUGGGGCGCUGACGGAAGACGUCCUGGGACAGUGCGCGCUGUUCGAAGAGGUCCAGGUCGGAGGGGAGAGGUAUAACUUCUUCCGGGGCUGUCCCAAGGCCAGGACCUGCACCAUCAUCCUGCGGGGAGGCGCCGAGCAGUUCAUGGAAGAGACGGAGCGCUCGCUGCACGACGCCAUCAUGAUCGUCCGGAGAGCCAUCAAGAACGACUCCAUAGUGGCCGGAGGCGGCGCCAUCGAGAUGGAGCUGUCCAAGUACCUGCGCGACUACUCCCGCACCAUCCCGGGGAAGCAGCAGCUGCUGAUCGGCGCCUACGCCAAGGCCCUGGAGAUCAUCCCGCGCCAGCUGUGCGACAACGCUGGCUUCGACGCCACCAACAUCCUCAACAAGCUGCGGGCCAAGCACGCGCAGGGCGGGAUGUGGUACGGGGUGGACGUGAACAACGAGGACAUCGCGGACAACUUCCAGGCCUGCGUGUGGGAGCCCUCCAUCGUCCGCAUCAACGCCCUGACCGCCGCCUCCGAGGCCGCCUGCCUCAUCCUGUCCGUGGACGAGACCAUCAAGAACCCGCGCUCCACCGUCGACGCCAUGCCGGCCGGGAGAGGCAGGGGCCGGGGCAGGCCGCACGCCCACUAGGGGGCAGCGUCCUGCGCGGCGGCGGGAGCUUUGCCGCUGGUGCUUUUGAAACACGGUUGCGGGAUCUUCUCAGCGCACAGACUCUCUCACUGCGGACAGUUAAUGGGAUGGGAUCAGUCCCCCUUGUACAAAAACCCCCUCACUGUAAAAGUUGUGCUGGCCUGGCUGUAUUUGUGUUUUUUCUGAUUUUGAAAAGCUGGCGUUGAUCAAAGUAAACGUAUUAAAUUCAAGUGAGACUUCACUAAUAAUCAGUCUGAUUUAGACAAGUUUCAUUUUUAAUACUUAAUAUUUUCCAUUUCUCCUGAAUGCACUAGGGCGGCUAGUUUAAUGAAAUGCACUGUGUAAAACAAAAUAAGGCUUUUCCACCUUCCUUGCAGCAGUACAACCCCCUUCCUCUUACUCUAUAAUGUGUACAAGAGCUGUUUUGUUUUUCUUGGCUGUCUUAUCUGAGAGAAAUUGUUUGUGACAAGACCCUGCUUUGCAAGUUUGAAAGCUUUUGGUGAAGAGGAAUGGCUGUGUAUAACCCACAUUCGCAGAUCGUACUGGUGUGGACCAGCUCGAAAGAUGAGAAUGUGCUGCAGAGCCCAGGCCAUCUACUUUCCACCCACCUUCUGUAACUAUUUAUUGGAAUUUUUGGGGAAUUGAUCAUUUUGCAGAUGAACAAGUAAAGGAGUUAAAUCGGA
Molecule: messenger RNA, 2413 nt
Organism: Lepisosteus oculatus (spotted gar)
Lineage: Eukaryota; Metazoa; Chordata; Actinopteri; Semionotiformes; Lepisosteidae
Gene: cct7
Product: chaperonin containing TCP1, subunit 7 (eta)
Biological process (GO): protein folding
Cellular component (GO): chaperonin-containing T-complex
Molecular function (GO): ATP hydrolysis activity; ATP-dependent protein folding chaperone; ATP binding
Source: RefSeq, a predicted model, not a curated record